Molecule: messenger RNA, 2984 nt
Organism: Ictalurus furcatus (blue catfish)
Lineage: Eukaryota; Metazoa; Chordata; Actinopteri; Siluriformes; Ictaluridae
Gene: ccsapb
Product: centriole, cilia and spindle-associated protein b
Exons: 4
Coding region: 450-1235 (261 amino acids)
Biological process (GO): regulation of mitotic spindle assembly
Cellular component (GO): cytoskeleton; ciliary basal body; ciliary transition zone
Molecular function (GO): microtubule binding
Source: RefSeq, a predicted model, not a curated record
GUAGUUGACACAAGGCACGACUCACUGUGGUUCACUCUGCAAACACGCAAUUACAGAUGGAGGAUACAGUAAGUGGCAGGUUUAUCUCGCCAUUGCACCGUUUUAUCUGUGUGAAUGGGGUGAAAUCCGCGGUUUGAAUGUGUAGUUUAAAUAAGAGGAAACAUAAGGAGGGGUGUGACAAAGCGCUGUCACGAGCAGCUGGUCUGCGAUUGGUUUCCUCCCAGGAAAGGGCUUUUCCUCAAUACGUGUUUUGAUUUAAAUGUCGGGCGGGAAAGGAAGACGGUGCUACCUUCACGUGCUACCGAAAUGUUUUUAAAUACGAGUUUUCGACCUAACAGUUGCCCACGAAGCUUUCCAAGACCUUCAUAGCUUUUGAUAACCGAGUUCUGUGACUAAACCUUACUUUUUCCUCAUAGCAGAUGCAAGGGCGGAUCCAUGGUUGAUGGAAUAUGGUGACCAAACGGAUUAGGUCAGAAUAUAUGAAGAAAUUUAAAGAUCCGAAAUGGGAAACGUACGCGAAGUGUUAUGAGGAUUUGGUGAACUACAGACUGUCAAGGCGAAUGUUGGAGCAAACACACAACCCGUGGUUUUGGGAUGAAUGUAAAAGUGACACAGAGUCCAGUGGCAAAUGUACACCUCAGGAGAGAACUGAAGACUACAGGCUGCAGAAGGAGGAAAAUGCAAAAGAGACAGCAGAGACAGUAGUGCACGAAGUGUAUGGUGCAGAAGAGGAGAGAGAACCUGAUAUGAGCCAAGUUAGAGAACAAGUAACGGAAGAUGUCAAAACUCAGGCAAAGGAGGAAGAGAAAGGCACAGUACUGUCCCUCGUUGCCCCUGUCAUCCCAACAGAAAAGUAUCCCUGUGUUCAGAGCAAUACGAAAAGCAAACCAAGACAUUCAUACAAGCCAACCCGAACUAAAUCCAAGCAUCACAUCACCAUAGACGUUGACAAAGAAAGCAGACAUCCUUUUGCUAUGUAUGGCUCAGGAGAGAAACAGGCAGAUAUGGCCUCGAAAAGAACACACAACGUUGGUCCAGCUUCAUCAACCAAGGAGAUCCAUGAGUCAGCACUACGAGCAAAAAACAGACGAGAGGUUGAGAAACAGAUGAAGAGAAUGGACAAGCGAAGAGCAAAAUCAGCUGACUUGGAAAAGUUGAACAAAAGCAAGCUCGUCCCUGAUUAUAACCCUUGGAUGACUGAGUACAUGCGCUGCUUCUCUGCUAGGUCACAGUAAAUCUCUGGGACUGCCAGCAACAUUACUUCCAGUCACAGGUAGAGAUGUGCAUCCAGCUUGCCUGUCUUCCUAAAUGGGCUGCCAUAACGAAAAAUCAAAAUGAUAUUUUUGGUCUGUGCUAUUUAUUUGAUCUUACUUGACCAAUUUUUGCCACCUUUGUUUAAUGGUAUUGAUAAUCAGAGUUGUAACAGAUGUCAGGGACCAGUAAAAUAAUGGAUUUUAUAUGGCAUUUUAAAGACAGUCAGCCACCUCAGCAUUCUCUCAGAGUCUGCCAGUUUAAAAGUAUAUGUUGUAUGUUUUCUUUGCAUUGGUACAGAACCUCAAAUCUGGCUUGUUAGGUGCAGUAAUCUAAAACAGAAGCUUACUGCUAAAGUACAAAACCAAAGCUAAUUUUGGCAUAGUUCAAUAAUUGUAACUUGCAUCAUGAACAUAUCAUGAAUACUGUACUGAAGGUGCAGGCUAGAUUUUAAACUCCAUUUUAGACUCUUCCAAUUUUCUAGGGAUUUCUUGUGUCAGUUUUGAUGGUUUAUAUUUGCCACUUUGCACUGGCAAAUUAGAUGUAAUUAUGAUGUUUAAACUCAAUCCAUUCCAUUGUGUGAUUUAUGGCAUAAAUGUAACUUGUAUUAGGACACAUUCCUACAACGUUUUGAUACGUCUGUUUUUGUAAAAUACUUCCAAAGCAUCCGUCAUGCCAAUUUUACUGUAUAGUUUUAGAAAACAUCUGGUUUAAAUGAAACCAUUAUCUUUUUCUUUUUUCUAACCUGUCAUCAUGUCCCCAGCACUUUUCAAAGUUUACAAAAACUCUACUCAUUAAUCUACAGUGUGUAGCUGAAUGGAAGUGGGCCAAAAGCUGUUAUAAAAUAUCUCUGGUUUACUGCGAAGAUGUAUUAUAUAUUAUUGUUCAGCAUAAAUUACAUAACUCUACAGAUAUUCUGCGUAAUAUCUUUUUCAGGGAGGGUUUGUAGAACUGCAGCUCUGCAGAGUUUUUUCUCCUUGAUUUUAGUGUGUAGUGCUGUGGUCAUAUAUGAUUAAUAAAUAAUGCAAAAAAAUAUAUGAAGAGGGAUUCACUGGAACAUGAUGUUAGAAUAACAUGAAAUGCCAUAACUUGCAGGUAUUACACACCGGGUUUUACUGAUGACUUUUGAAAUGAGCAUCGAACAACGUAACAUUGUCCUGUUCUGGAAAAUAUCAUGCCCAAUGGUGCACCAGUAUGUUACCCUGGUUACUGUAAUGUUAUAACAAUGAAUGUCCUACAAAUCUGCAUACCUUUUAAUAGUGGAUUGGGCCACCACUUAUUCCAGGUUUUGUGAAUAUAAAAAUGACAUUGGUAUUUCUCAAGGAUGCAUUUUUUUCUGUACUGUAAUAGUGAUUUGUUAAGUAGUGACUUGUUAUGGUGAUUAUAAUGAAGCCAUAAUGUUGCUUCUGAACCACAGAAACAGAAAAAUAUACCAAUUAUUUUUUAUGUAAAAAGUUGAGGAAUCUGGCUCAAAGGGUGCAUAGAUAUGACUUUAGGGUUUGUGGUUUUGGCUGUAUGUGAACAUGCAGUAGUGUAUUUGAACAGUGACAGCAAUGGGAUUUUGAGUCCCUCAUUGCAGAUUCGUGGGGACUCAUUUUUUAACUCCCAGCUUUGGUGUUCAUAUCAUUAUUACUUGAAAAGUUUAUAGUUGUGAGUGUUGCUUAAGUCAAUGCUACCAUGAUGUGUUUCUAAAAUGUAUUAAUAAAACUUUGUUUUAUCACAAUGUGUUUAUG